UCACAGCUGAUUCUAGUACAAAUCAUGCUGAAUGAGAGGCAGUAAAGCUGCGAAAAUUCGAUUUUAUACUGGAUAGUCAGGGACACGUAAAUGCUACAUACUCUUUCUAUCUAGUGUAAAAUCAGACUCUCACAGCUUCACUGUCUCGCUGAGUAUAGUUUGUAUCUAUUAGAGUCGGUUGCGUCUAUAUUCUGAGCAGUUGUGAUGCUUUUUGGCUCUCUUUUCUUUCGCUGCAAUCUAACAUCUAUGUUUAUACAUGGACAUACAAUAUAAGACGUUUAUUUAACUGUAAUUUUAAUAUAUGGCGCUUAUAAGUAUUAAGAUUUUAAGUGUGAUUCAAAAUGGUUUGUGAGAAGUGUGAGAAGAAAUUGGGAAGAGUGAUAACUCCAGAUCCAUGGAAAUCUGGUGCAAGGAAUACUGUAGAAAGUGGAGGGCGUAAAGUAGGAGAGAAUAAAGCACUCUCUGCAGGAAAGGCAAGAUUUAAUCCAUACACCACAGCUUUUGAAACUUGUAGAAUAUGCAGGCAGAAAGUACAUCAAGUUGGAUCGCAUUAUUGUCAAUCGUGUGCAUAUAAGAAAGCUAUAUGUGCAAUGUGUGGUAAAAAACUAAUGAGUACAAAAAAUUACAAACAGUCUGCUACUUAAAUUGUUUUGAAGAUCGUUUUGUAAAUUCUCAUUAUAAUAAUUAUGUCUGUGUAAAGGAAUUAAUUUUUUAUUAAGAAAUAUAUUUGUGUUGAUAAUAAAAAUAAAUAAACAAAUGCUUUUUUUAAAAUAGUUUUGC
Messenger RNA from Colletes gigas, 780 nucleotides. RefSeq names its product cysteine-rich PDZ-binding protein. Gene Ontology annotation, molecular function: PDZ domain binding; microtubule binding. Gene Ontology annotation, biological process: cytoplasmic microtubule organization. The record is from RefSeq and is a predicted model, not a curated record. NCBI's taxonomy places the organism in Eukaryota, Metazoa, Arthropoda, Insecta, Hymenoptera, Colletidae. The transcript is spliced from 2 exons. Bases 342 to 644 code for a protein of 100 amino acids. Gene Ontology annotation, cellular component: dendrite.